Molecule: messenger RNA, 2153 nt
Organism: Lates calcarifer (barramundi perch)
Lineage: Eukaryota; Metazoa; Chordata; Actinopteri; Centropomidae
Product: nuclear factor 7, brain
Molecular function (GO): zinc ion binding; protein binding
Source: RefSeq, a predicted model, not a curated record
UGGGUCUGAGGUGUGUGUGUUGCGGUUACAGCCUGUCUCAUGUGUCAGUGAACAGCAGAGUCUCGAGGCAGCUGCUCUCUGCAGGUUUGAUGCCCCAUUCAAAGGCUGGUUGCUUGCGCUGAAAAUGACGCUGCCUCUCCGCCGUGUAGGAAUGGCCACCACUGGGAACCUUUCUGAAGAGCAGGUGCACUGCUCCAUCUGUCUGGACGUCUUCACCAACCCUGUAUCCAUCCCCUGCGGACACAACUUCUGCCAGAGCUGUAUUCUGGGAUACUGGAAAACAAGCCCCCUGUACCAGUGUCCCAUGUGUAAGAAGUCUUUCCACAAAAGGCCUGAUAUUAGCGUUAACACUGUGCUGAGGGAAAUUGCAGAGCAGUUCAAGGAGAUUAGGGUUAGAGGUGUAGAAGGGAAGGUGAGCAAAGAGGAGGAAGAGGGGAAGGAGAAGAAGUUGACAAUGGAAAGAAGGAAAAAGGAGGAUCAGGAGAGACUUCUCGAGAAAAGUCAGAUGCAGCAGCUUCUGGAGGAACUGAAGCAGAAGCAAGAUGAGGAGAGGAGAAAGAAAGAACAGCCAAAGGAAAAACCAGACGAGAAGAACCCUCUGCAGGAGGAGCUACCUCCGUUAAUCCCUCCUGCGUCAGUACCCAAAACCUCUCCUCCACCAUCACCUCAAGCCACAGCUCAGGGUCCACCAUCACUGCCCCAAACAUCACCCCCACCCUCACCUCACAUCCCUGCUUCUCUGUCUCCUCAAACCUUACCUUCACCUGCUUCCUCCUCGUUCCCACAUCCUUCUUGGGAGGAGGUCUUGUGUGACGUUUGCCUCGGGGACGGAAGGCCGAAAGCGGUCAAAUCCUGCCUCGUGUGUCUGACUUCCUACUGCGAGGAGCAUCUGAAAUCUCAUGCUGCCAGGUUCACCAAGCACAAGCUAAUGGAUCCUGUUGCUAACAUGGAGGACAGGAUGUGUCCAAAGCAUGAGAGGCUCCUGGAGCUGUUCUGUAAGAAGGAUCAGACUUGUGUGUGCGUGCUCUGUACUGAGACAGACCACAGGGCGCACUACACUGUCCCUGUGGAGAGAGAAUGGACUGAGAAAAAGGCACAGCUGAAGAGGACAGAAAUAGAUGUCCAACAGAUGAUCCAGGACAGAGUGAAAAAGGUGGAGGAGAUGAAACACUCCCUAGAGCUCAACAAAGCCAGCGCUCAGAGAGAGAUCGAAGAGAGCAUGCAGGUCUUCUCAGAGCUGGUGCGGUCCAUCCAGAGGACUCAGGCCGAGCUGGUUCUGGCCAUCGAGGAGAAGCAGAGGCAGAUGGAGAGUUGGGCUGAUGGCCUCAUCACUGAACUGGAGCAGGAAAUCUUUGAGCUUAAAAGAAGGAAUACUGAACUGGAAAACGUGGCUCGGACCGACCACAUUCAUUUCUUAAAGAGCUUCCCAGCCCUAAGCACUCCUCCAUCUGUUAAAGACUGGUCUGAGACCAGUGUUCCCACUGACAUCUGUGUGGGUAUGAUCAGGAGAUCUAUGUCCAAACUGGAGGCGACACUGAAUGAAAUGAUUGACAAACUGGCUGACAGCGAGAUCAAAAAGAUUCUGAAAUAUACAGUGGAUGUCACUCUGGACCCUGACACAGCCAACCCAUGGUUGCAGCUUUCUCAGGACAGACAUCAGGUGAGACACCUGGGAGCGUGGCAGGACCUCCCAGACCACCCUGACCGCUUUGACACGGUGGUCAUUGUCCUGGGCCGUGAGGGUUUCACCUCUGGGAGACAUUACUGGGAGGUCCAGGUGGGGGACAAGGAUGACUGGUACCUGGGAGUAGCCAGGUCUUCUGUCAACAGAAAGGGCAGGAUCUCUGUAAGCACCACUCAAGGCUACUGGGCUCUUGCCAUGAAGAAAGGCCAGGGUUACCGGGUGUCAACAUCUCCACCAUUACAGCUCCCCCUCGACCCCAAGCCCAAGCGAGUGGGUGUGUACGUGGACUACGAGGAGGGGCAACUGUCAUUCUAUGACGUGAGAGCUCGGACCCAUAUUUACACGUUCAAAGAUACAUUCACAGAGAAGAUUCUGCCAUUUUUCUAUCUGUACUGCUGCGACAAAGCCUCUGAUACCAUGGUGAUCUGUCCUGUGAAUGAGAAAGCUGUGAUCAAGCAAAGCUAAGAAC